UCACUCAAAGUCUUAUAAAACCCAUUUCUCAACACACAGGCUCUCAGAUUCUUGAUUAUUCUCGAGUCUCAAUUUUUACAGCUAUAAAAUAUUUUGUGAAAAAUAGUCGUAAGCGUCUUCGUACCCGCGUACGCACGCACGUGUCAACUCUCUUUGAAAUCUUCUUCGUCAAGAAAAGAAACUCACAUUACUCACGCCCUCUCUCAAAACCUUUAUAUAAAACCCAUUUCUCCGCCCAACACAUUAGAUCCCAGAUUGUUGUCUGAACGGUUCCUUCCAAGUUUCCGGUCAUGAAACUCGACGAAGAAGAACUCCAACAAAUCCCAGCCUUAGAUCUUCACAACCUCGAAGUGAUCUCGGCCGUCGGUCGAGGAGCCAAAGGGGUGGUGUUUCUUGCGAGAGACAAACCCUCCGAGUUGUUAGCUCUAAAAGUAAUUUCCAAGUCUUUGAUCGAGAAAAAAGGCAAGAGCGACGUCGUUAAUGGAAACGAGUACAGGAGGAUCUUUUUCGAACAGGAAGUACUACGUCGUUUUAACCACCCGCUUUUGCCGAGGUUGCGUGGAGCUUUGGCCACCCAAAACGUCGUCGCUUACGCCAUCGAUUUUUGUCCCGGUGGGAACCUUAAUUCUUUGAGGAAGAGACAGACCGAGAAAAUGUUCUCCGAUGAAGUCAUUAGGUUUUAUGCGGCAGAGCUAGUUGUGGCAUUGGAGUAUUUGCACAGUUUAGAAAUAGUGUACAGAGAUUUGAAGCCAGAAAACGUUAUGAUUCAAGAAAACGGUCACAUAAUGCUAGUAGAUUUCGACCUCUCCACAAGAUUUUCCCCUAAAACCCCUCGAUCUUCCCCAAAUUGCAACCCAGUCCCCAAGCCCGAGUUGCCCAAAAAGAAGCGCUUCUCUCUACUAAACAAGUUUUUCUGUAACACGGGCAUUGCGCCGAAUGAUGACUCACUGCCGAGUCGAACGGCAAACUCGUCCGAGUCAGAGACCGAGUCCAAGUGCAACUCGUUCGUUGGGACAGAGGAGUACGUGGCACCCGAGAUCGUGUCAGGGAACGGUCACGAUUUCGCAGUGGAUUGGUGGUCGCUUGGGGUUAUGCUUUACGAAAUGUUGUACGGUACGACGCCGUUUAGAGGGUCGAAUAGGAAGGAAACGUUUUAUCGGAUUUUGUCUAAGGAGCCGGAUCUCGUUGGGGAAACGACGUCGUUGAGGGACUUGAUUGCAAAGUUGUUGGAAAAGGACCCAAAGAAGAGAAUUGAUGUGGAAGGAAUCAAGGGUCAUGAUUUUUUUAGAAAGAUUGAGUGGGACUCGGUGUUAAGAAUCUCAAGGCCACCUUUUAUUCCAGGAAAUGAAAAUGAGGUGGGCAUGGAGGGGAACAAGAAAAUUGAUGUGGAAUUAUUUGUCCAAGAAAUAUUUUUUGGGAAUAAUAAUAAUGGUGAUGUAAAUGAAGAAGAGAAUUUGAGCAAGAAGGUGUGGGUGGAAGAAUUGAAUCAGAAACCCAUUGAGAAUGUUGAUACUUUUCCAAUUUUUUGAUUUAAAAAAAAUAUUAUUAUUAUUAUUGAUUAUGAUUUGUCGGAGGGAUCAUAUAGUGUGUUUGUUGAAUAUUUUUAACUGUAGAUAUAGAUGAUGACAUAAUGGCACAUGUAAGCUUUUAAAGUUUUAUUCUCAACUACAAUUUUGAUGUAUAUAAUUGAGAAAUGCUAAGUUGAUAAUACUUUUACAAUAAAUUUUUGAUAGUGAAUUGUAAUU
This is a messenger RNA of Quercus robur (English oak), 1745 nucleotides long. Its product is annotated as serine/threonine-protein kinase OXI1-like. Lineage: Eukaryota; Viridiplantae; Streptophyta; Magnoliopsida; Fagales; Fagaceae. Gene Ontology annotation, cellular component: nucleus; cytoplasm; plasma membrane. The record is from RefSeq and is a predicted model, not a curated record. Gene Ontology annotation, molecular function: protein serine/threonine kinase activity; ATP binding. Bases 291 to 1529 code for a protein of 412 amino acids. Gene Ontology annotation, biological process: protein phosphorylation. The transcript is spliced from 2 exons.